UCGCAACGCAACUAACCGAACCGCGCUGGCACGAGCUCGUAUUCCAUCGCGCCGCCAGCACCAACCUUGAAGCACGAUGGAGCCGGCUCCCUCCUCCUCGUCACCGCCGCCGCCGCACGUCGCGGUGGUCGCGUUCCCCUUCAGCUCCCACGCGGCCGUCCUCCUCUCCUUCGCGCGGGCCCUGGCCGCCGCGGCGCCGGCCGGGACGCUCCUCUCGUUCCUCUCCACCGCGGGCUCCACCGCGCAGCUCCGCAGGGCCAACGCGGUGCUCCCGGGGAGCCUGCGCUUCGUGGAGGUCCCGGACGGCAUGCCGGCGGACGGAGGCGAGGGCGUGCCGGUGCCGCGCCGGAUGGAGUUGUUCAUGGCGGCCGCGGAGGCCGGCGGGAUCGCGGAGGCGCUGGAGGCUGCCAAAGCCGCGGCGGGUGGAGCCAGGGUGAGCUGCGUGGUGGGCGACGCGUUCGUGUGGCCGGCGGCCGAGGCGGCGGCCGCUGCCGGGGCACCGUGGGUGCCAGUAUGGACCGCCGCGUCGUGCGCGCUCGUGGCGCACCUCCGCACCGACGCGCUCCGGGAGGACGUCGGCGACCAAGCCGCGAGCCGGGCGGACGAGCUGCUGGUCUCCCACCCGGGCCUCGCCAGCUACCGCGUCCGCGACCUCCCCGACGGCGUCGUCAACGGCGACUUCAACUACGUCAUCAGCCUCCUCGUCCACCGCAUGGCGCAGCGCCUCCCGCGCGCCGCCGCCGUCGUCGCGCUUAACGCCUUCCCGGGCCUCGACCCGCCCGACGUCACCGCGGCCCUUGCCACCGCGAUGCUGGACUGCCUCCCCUUCGGCCCCUACCACCUCCUCCUCCCCACCGCCUCCGAUGACGACACCGCGCCCGCCGACCCGCACGGCUGCCUCGCCUGGCUCGACCGCCACCUCGCGCGCGCCGUCGCGUACGUCAGCUUCGGCACGGUCGCGUCCCCGCAGCCGGACGAGCUCCGCGAGCUGGCGGCCGGACUGGAGGCCGCUGGCGCGCCGUUCCUGUGGUCCCUGCGGGAGGAGUCGUGGCCUCUGCUCCCGGCGGGGUUCCUCGACCGCACCCGGGGCCUCGUGGUGCCGUGGGCCCCGCAGGUGGGCGUGCUGCGGCACGCGUCGGUGGGCGCGUUCGUGACGCACGCCGGGUGGGCGUCGGUGAUGGAGGGCGUGUCCAGCGGCGUGCCCAUGGCGUGCCGCCCCUUCUUCGGGGACCAGCGGAUGAACGCGCGGUCCGUGGCGCACGUGUGGGGCAUCGGCACGGCGUUCGACGGGCCCAUGACCCGCGGCGGCGUGGCCAAUGCGGUGUCGGCGCUGCUGCGCGGGGAGGAAGGGACCCGGAUGAGGGAGAGGGCGCAGGAGCUGCAGGCCGCGGUGGCCAAGGCGUUCAAACCCGGUGGCGGGUGCAGGAAGAACUUCGGCAAGUUCGUCGACAUAGUUUGCCGCGUGUGAAGUUGUAAUUCUAGGUUUGCUGCCAUGGAAGGAAGGAGGUCUUCUAACGUAAAUGCAAGGUGACUUAGCCGCUAACAUGUGGAUUAACUUUCAUUGGAUCUCAUUUGUCAGCGACUAAGUCGUUCUAUGCAAUUAUAUCAGAUGAACCACUUCUUUCUACCAUACGCUCCAACUGUCGUUUAAUGGUGUCGGUGACAUCAGCAUAAGACACCUCUUGAGCGGUUUACCUAUAAUCUGUUCAAUGCUUUUCUGAGAGGAAAUAAAAAGGAUUACUACUUGCGAUGAUCA
Molecule: messenger RNA, 1756 nt
Organism: Phragmites australis (common reed)
Lineage: Eukaryota; Viridiplantae; Streptophyta; Magnoliopsida; Poales; Poaceae
Product: anthocyanidin 3-O-glucosyltransferase-like
Exons: 2
Coding region: 77-1468 (463 amino acids)
Molecular function (GO): UDP-glycosyltransferase activity
Source: RefSeq, a predicted model, not a curated record